UUAUGAAAAGAGAGUGACGUUUGACAGAAAUAAAAAGUAAUGAGAAAUUACCUUAGUCAGCUUAAAAAAAUGGCAUUUAAUGCGUGAAUUUGAAUUGCUAUUUUCUAGUCUUUUAAUAAUGAAUUCCUCAAACUUAUUUGAUGUUAAAGACAAGGUAGCUCUUGUCACAGGUGGCUCAAGAGGCAUCGGUGAAAUGAUCGCCACUGGAUUUGUCUCAGCUGGCUCCAAAGUCUAUAUCACCAGUCGUUCUGCUGAUGUUUGCUAUAAGGUGGCCGAGGAAUUGACAGCUAAAGGUCCUGGUCAAUGUAUUGCUAUUCCUGCUGAUUUGCAGAAAUUAGAUGAAGUCAAGCGUCUUGUUGCUGAACUUUCAAAAAAAGAGGAUCAUCUUGACGUCUUGGUAAACAAUGCUGGUGCAAAUUGGAAUGAAAGUAUGGAUACAUAUCCCGAUCAAGCUUUUGAGAAAGUAGUAAAUUUGAAUUUGAAGCGUAUCUUUACUUUGACCCAAGCCUGUCUUCCGCUCUUGACUGCUAAGGCUACUCUGGAAAAAACCACUUGUGUCAUUAACAUUGGUUCUAUAGAUGGCAUUCGGUCUCCUCCACAAGAAACAUAUGCUUAUUCCGCGUCUAAAGGAGGCCUCCAUCAUAUGUCUCGCCAUAUGGCUGGUAAACUAGGUCACAGAGGCGUGCGUGUUAACGUCAUUGCUCCUGGUGCAUUUCAAUCUAAAAUGAUGAAGGCAACCUUGGACAAAUUCCAUGACUCUAUUAUAGCAAAAGUGCCUGUGCGCCGUAUUGGUAGCCCUGAAGAUAUUGCAGGUACUUGCAUUUAUUUAGCCUCUCGUGCUGGUCAAUACACGAAUGGUGCUACUGUUACUUGCGAUGGCGGAACGGCUGUUGCUGAUGCUAGAAUGUAAUUCAUGUAAUCAAUAAUAGAAAUAAUAAGCAUAGUCAUAUUUGAUUUUCAUUAUCGAACAUGAAGAGGCAUUACCUCACUAGAUCCAUUUACCUUGUUUAUGCUGUUUAACUUUAGACUGUCUGCUGAGAUUGAAUAAAACAACAUCAUGUCUG
Messenger RNA from Gilbertella persicaria, 1064 nucleotides. RefSeq lists its product as uncharacterized. The record is from RefSeq and is a predicted model, not a curated record. The transcript has 8 exons. Lineage: Eukaryota; Fungi; Mucoromycota; Mucoromycetes; Mucorales; Choanephoraceae. Gene Ontology annotation, molecular function: oxidoreductase activity. The coding region runs from base 80 to 910 and encodes 276 amino acids.